AUGGUCACGCUAAAGCUUGCAAACGAACAAGUCCAGAAGCUGAAGAAGAGGGCAAAUCAGGACCGUCAGAUCAGUACUACCCUCGAAACAUCACGACCUUAUACGCGGUAUGAGGUCUUAACGGCUCAUAUUUGGAGGUGUUCAACUAAGGCGAGGAAGCACCAGAGGGAACAACCCACAGCGUGCGCCAUAACAAUCGACUCACGAAAGCGCCUUCAGUCGCCGUUACCAUUUUCGUACUUCGGUAAUGGAGUUUUCUACAUAAUGGCGAGCUGUACCUCUGGAGAUUUGUUGUCUAAGUCGUUAGGUUUCGGAGCGAGUAAAGUACGCUUGGCAAUUGAGUCAACUAAUGGAGGAGGCAAAUACUAUGGGAAUCCAAAUGUUGGCGUCAUAAAUUGGAUGAACUUACCGUUUGAGGGUAUUGAUUUCGGAUGGGGAAAGGAGAUCCAUUUUGGGCCUGCUUACCACAAAGUUGAUGGUGACUUGUGGAUACUUAGGAGUGGUGAUGAAGAUGAGUCCCUCUUGAUUGUCAUUUGCCUUCUUGUGGAACAUGUCAAAGCUUUCAAGAAGUACUUCUUUGAUGAUAUUUAA
This is a messenger RNA of Humulus lupulus (European hop), 591 nucleotides long. Its product is annotated as spermidine hydroxycinnamoyl transferase-like. Lineage: Eukaryota; Viridiplantae; Streptophyta; Magnoliopsida; Rosales; Cannabaceae. The record is from RefSeq and is a predicted model, not a curated record. Bases 1 to 591 code for a protein of 196 amino acids. The transcript has 2 exons.